AGCAGUGGUAGGACGAGGCUGUAUGUGCGUGUUAGGUUCAUUAUUAUUAGAAGUUAGGUCUGAUUUCAUAUUUUGAAAAAAAAAAAAGAAUGUUUAAUAGAAUGGCAAGCUUGUGGAUGGGUGAUCUGGAUCCCUACAUGGAUGAAAAUUUUAUAAAGCAAGCGUUUAGUACGAUGGGAGAGACAACAUAUGGCGUUAAAAUUAUUUGCCAUAGAGUGACAGGUGGAUCUGCAGGGUAUUGCUUCGUGGAAUUAGCAGACGAAGCUGGUGUUGACAGAUGUGUACUUAGGCUCAAUGGAAAGCUGGUUCCAGGGUCGAACCCACCAAGAAAGUUUAAGUUAAAUUAUGCUACCUAUGGGAAACGACCAGAUACAGGCCCUGAGUAUUCAGUUUUUGUUGGAGACCUCACCCCAGAAAUUGAUGAUUUACAGCUCUAUGAAUUUUUUGUGAAGAAAUAUGCUUCUUGCAAAGGUGGCAAAGUGGUUACAGAUCCUUUUGGAAAUUCCAGGGGCUAUGGGUUUGUUAAGUUCAGUGAUGAGAACGAGCAGAAGGCAGCGAUGGAAGAGUGUCAAAAUGCAAAUGGACUUGGUGGAAAACCAAUCAGAAUAAGCAUAGCAAUUGCUAAAAGUAAUAAAACCAAUUAUCAACAAAAUCAAAAUUACAGCUACUCCCAGUAUUACCAGCAGUAUCAGAACUACUAUUCACAGUGGGGCUAUGACCCUUACAACAGCUAUAACUAUGGAUAUGGACCUUAUGGAGCUGCAACGACAGCUCCAGGGAUGGCUCCUCUUACUACAACCAAUUCAGCUUCAACAGAGACCCAGGCUACAUCAGAGUUCCAGCAGUCAUUGGGGGCUACAGAAGAUACCGAUGAAGAGGCAGUUGAAGAUCCAGAUCCUCAACCUGAUAUUGACACAAUGAACAGACAGUUUAUGGAGAGAAGUGAAGAGCUGUAUGACUCCCUCAUGAACUGUCAUUGGCAGCCACUGGACAGUGUUACAUCUGAAAUCCCCACUGUGGCAAACUUUUAAGGGUACAGAGAAGACGAUCAGCCAAAGGGGACAGAUUUACAGAGUCUUUCCCCCCCCAAAAGAAAAAAUUUGUUGGCUCAGACCAUGCCUGUAUAAGUUGUCUUACCUAAAAACAGUCUCACAAGUUCAUUUUUUGUUUUCUAGGCUUAUUUCUUUGAAGUCACUUUUUGUUAAAAGGUAAAAAUAAUAAUAAAAAAAUAAAAACACUGAAGAGUGGAGGAGGCACUACUGUACUACUUCAAGUAUGAAAAGUGGCCUUCACUAGAGCCAACGUAAAACCUGUAAAACAAAAAAAAUCAGCCAAAAAGAGUAACCUGAGGUAACGUAUUAUCUCUGUCAAACCGAAGCCAUUAAGAGCAACUUGGAAUGGGUGUAGAAUAUUAGUGGUCUUACCUAAUUUAUUUUUCUUUUUGUAUAAUUUACUGUUUAAAAGGUAUGAUAGGAUGACUUAAAAAGAAAAUGAUACAAAGUGAAACUUUUUUUUCUUAUUUACUGUUUGAAAUGUAUUUCUUUUUUAGCAGCAAGUUUACUCACUGAUUCUGUUAAAGCCCUGUUCUUAAAUAACUUCCAUUCACUAUAUGGGUCACAAAUGUGUAGUUUUGAAAGAAAUACUUAUUAUAUACUGAUUAUAUAUUUGUAUUGUCAUUUUAAAACAUGAUGUAUGUUGCACAAGUUUGUCUGUUUGCAAGCAUUGGUUUCAACUAGUCCUUCUUUCUUGCCAGUAACCAACCGGCUACUUCCUCUGUUGACCGUCAUGCUUUGCAACCUGUAAUAUACUUUGAUCUGAAAUCACAUGCUUUCAGGACCUCAAAGGUCUCUUCUCCCAAUGAAAGUAGCAAAAUCUACUUUUUCAUCUGAAGAAGAGACCUCGAAGUCUUGAAAGCUAGUGAUUUAAGUAUUGUUAGUGAAAUAAAAGUUAUCACACCUCCUUCUCUUCAGCUCUUUUGGUAUAAUCCACUGACAGCACACUCAUUAUUACACCAAAAACCUGGAUGUUUUAGGACAUGUCAGAGGCAGGGAUGCUGUAAAGCGCUCUGGUGAGCAAACUUUUAUUUUUAAUACAUUUUUAAAUUAAAAUGCUUAACAAAAUUGAUUGAUUCAUGCUGAAUCCGUAUUUACAUUGAAAAUUAAACUUAAACUUUUUUUCUUAUUUCAAA
This is a messenger RNA of Polyodon spathula (Mississippi paddlefish), 2188 nucleotides long. RefSeq names its product tRNA selenocysteine 1-associated protein 1-like. Gene Ontology annotation, molecular function: RNA binding. NCBI's taxonomy places the organism in Eukaryota, Metazoa, Chordata, Actinopteri, Acipenseriformes, Polyodontidae. The record is from RefSeq and is a predicted model, not a curated record. The transcript has 9 exons. The coding region runs from base 90 to 1031 and encodes 313 amino acids.